CACGGCUCCAGGAAGUUCCCGCAGCACAGAUAGCUCGUUGCUAGCUGUCAAACACUGAGUCCCUGCAGAACUCAGUUUAAAAGACCGGACAGUAAAAACCGAAAUAAGCCACAGCAUCGCGCAGGACAAUGGGAUGAAACACAUUUGGAUUUGAGCAUCGUGGAUCUGUGUUUUAGCGAGAUUAAAAGCCAAAAUAAGAAAGCUACAUACUAGCCAACUGCUCGUGACACAUUAACAACACAACAAAACAGAAGAGUUUCAGUGUUUCUUUACUUGUAUCUGGACAUCGGACGGACACGGGACUCAAGAAGGAUGGAGUGGGACAAUUCUGGGACAUUUGACAAGAGUCAAGCUGGUUAAACAAAGACGUUAACGAUCUAUAUAACUGUUGUGUAGUAGUGGAUUUCUUAUAUUCUUUUUUGUUUACAAGUAUUCUGUCAACUGUUAGAAGAUUACACAGUGGAUAGGGUGUUUUAUUUUCGAUCUUAGCAUUUUGAGUUAUUUAUCUACGUUUGGUCGUACAUAAGAGCUCCAGUAUGCAUGACGCAUACGAACCAGUUCCUAUCCUGGAGAAAUUACCCCUCCAGAUUGACUGUCUGGCGGCCUGGGAUGAUUGGCUCCUUGUGGGGACCAAACCAGGUCAUCUUCUUUUGUACAGGAUCAAGAAGGAUGCAGGUACGAACAGGUUUGAAGUUACAUUAGAGAAGUCCAAUAAGAACUUCUCAAAGAAGAUUCAGCAGCUUUUUGUGGUGUCACAGUACAAGAUUUUGGUUAGUCUGUUGGAAAAUAACAUUCACGUUCAUGACCUGCUCACCUUCCAGCAAAUAACUGUGGUAUCCAAAGCCAGAGGGGCCACACUGUUUGCCUGUGACCUGCAGCAGUCCAGCUCAGGUGAGGCCAAACUGCGCAUGUGUGUUGCAGUCAAGAGGAAAAUUCAGCUGUAUUACUGGAAGGACAGAGAAUUCCAUGAAUUACAGGGAGAUGUCGCCGCUCCAGACAUUCCCAAGUCCAUGGCUUGGUGUGAGAACUCCAUAUGUGUGGGUUUCAAACGAGACUACUAUCUUAUCCGGAUGGACGGACGUGGCUCAGUCAAAGAACUGUUCCCCACUGGGAAACAGCUGGAACCAUUGGUGGCCCCAUUGGCUGAUGGGAAGGUCGCAGUGGGUCAAGAUGACCUCACGGUAGUUUUGAACGAAGAAGGAGUCUGCACUCAGAAAUGUGCUCUUAACUGGACCGACAUUCCUGUUGCAAUGGAGCACCAGCCACCAUACAUCAUAGCAGUGCUGCCACGCUACGUGGAAAUCCGCACCCUUGAGCCCAGACUGCUGGUGCAGAGUGUAGAACUGCAGAGGCCACGUUUCAUCACCUCCGCUGGAUCAAAUGUUGUGUAUGUUGCUAGCAAUCAUUUUGUUUGGCGUCUGGUGCCCAUCUCUAUAGCUAGCCAGAUACGACAGCUGCUUCAGGACAAACAGUUUGAACUGGCACUACAGCUAGCGAAAAUGAAGGAUGAUUCAGAUGCAGACAAGAGACAACAGAUCCAUCACAUUCAGAAUCUGUUUGCCUUUAACUUGUUCUGUCAGAAACGCUUUGAUGACUCCAUGCAGGUGUUUGCUAAGUUAGGCACAGAUCCCACUCAUGUUAUUGGACUGUAUCCAGACCUCCUUCCCUCUGACUACCGCAAACAGUUGCACUACCCCAACCCUCUGCCCGCACUGUCUGGAGCCGAGCUAGAGAAAGCCCACCUGGCCCUCAUAGACUACCUGACACAGAAACGCAGUCAUUUAGUGAAGCAGCUAAAUGACUCUGACCCCUCCACCACCUCCCCUCUCAUGGAGGGAACCCCCACCAUCAAGAGCCGCAAGAAGCUCCUUCAGAUCAUCGACACCACUCUGCUUAAAUGUUACCUCCAUACCAACGUAGCCUUAGUGUCUCCACUCCUGCGCCUAGAGAACAACCACUGUCACAUAGAGGAGAGCGAGUAUGUGCUGAAGAAAGCCCACAAAUACAGCGAACUCAUCAUCCUCUAUGAGAAAAAAGGCCUUCAUCAGAAAGUUCUGCAGGUUCUGCUGGAUCAGUCCACUAAAGCCAACUCCCCUCUGAAGGGUCAUGAGAGGACUUUACAUGCUUUGGUAUAUUUCUGCACAGGUGUGGAGAAUCUGGGCAUCAUAUUUGAAUUUUCACCGUGGGUUCUGAAGAUUUGUCCAGAGGAUGGACUGAAGAUCUUCACUGAGGACCUGACUGAGGUGGAGACUCUACCCAGAGAUAAGGUGUUAAACUUCCUGAAGGAGGGCUUCAAGGAGCUGGCCAUCCCGUACCUGGAGCACAUCAUUUACAUGUGGGACGAGACACGGCCUGAGUUCCACAAUGUUCUGAUCCAGCUCUACCUGGAGAAGGUGCAAGGCCUCAUGAAAGUGUAUCUCAACUCACUGCCUGAAGGUGUUCCAGCUGUAGCUGCAGGAAAGGAGGCAGGAGAGCUCGGAGAGUACAGGAAUAAGCUUCUGUCAUUUCUGGAAGUUUCCAGCAGCUAUGAGCCAGAGAGACUCAUCAGUGAUUUCCCAUUUGAUGGUCUGUUGGAGGAGAGGGCUCUUCUUCUGGGUCGUAUGGGGAAACACGAACAGGCUCUUUUCAUCUACGUUCACAUUCUCAAAGACACACAUAUGGCUGAAGAGUACUGCCAUGGUCAUUAUGAUCCAUCAACAAACGGCAAUAAAGAUGUGUAUUUGUCCCUGCUGCGCAUGUAUCUGUCUCCUCCAGACGUGCACUUCCUCGGGCCCAUCAAGAUGGAGUUAUCUGAGCCACAGGCGAACCUCCAGGCGGCCCUGAAAGUUCUUCAGCUCCACCACAGCAAACUGAACACCACUAAAGCCAUAAACCUACUGCCAGCCAACACACAGAUCCGAGAGAUCCAGGUCUUUCUGGAGAGUGUGCUGGAGGAGAAGGCUGGGAGGAAGCGCUUUGACCAGGUCCUGAAGAGCCUCCUACAGGCCGAGUUCCUGCGGGUACAGGAGGAACGUAUCUUUCACCAGCAGGUGAAGUGUGUCAUCACAGAUGAGAAAACCUGCAGAGUGUGCAAGAAGAAGAUCGGAAACAGUGCCUUUGCCAGGUAUCCAAACGGUGUGGUGGUUCACUACUUCUGUUGUAAAGAUCGCAACGUGUGUCCAGCAGAGUAGUGAAACCUGCAGGCUGGAGAUGCCAAAAACGGCGAACACGGAGAGCUCAGCAAACGUGACACAUCUGUGUGAAAACGCCAGACUGACGCGCCGCCCAAGGAAAUGCCAAUCUCCCUCUCUGUCUCUCUCUCACUCUUUCCAGGGGAAUGGCAAAGCCGACACAUCUGUCUGAUGAAAUUAAUCAACUCCAAGGUAAAAAAACAAAAAAAACUAAACAAAAAAAAACUAUGGUGACAGUGAGGCUAAAUUUAGAUUUAUAAAGUGUAUUACUAUGGAAGCUUUGCCUAAAUGCACAGCACAGACCCUGGCGUCUCUCUUUCCCCCGAGAAGUGCUUAUUCCCUCACGACCCACCUUUUCUUCUUCGCGUACAGUGCACCUUUUCAUCCAGCGUGACGCUUUGUCCGACGCCUUUAGUGGAAAGUAAAGGCCUGUGUUUGUGUGCACCUUCAGGUGCUCAGGACUGUUAUUCUGAGCUGCUCUGCUUCACUCUGUUAGCUUGAGAUGAAAUCAGACUCCAGAUAAAAACCUUAAUGUGGCCCCUCUACAGAAAGGCCAGCACUGGCAUACACCCUGCAGGAGAAACAAGUGGAUCAUUUACAGUCAGAUACUGGUUGCCAGCCACUUACUGUAAUUUAAUUGCAAGUUAUUUAGUGUAAUCAAAGAAUAUAGAAAAAUACUGUGUUGUCAGUAAUGCUGUAGUUCACCAAAUGCAUUUACCAGUACAAUCUGAUAAAUUACUGUAUUAUUUAAAAAUACAGUAUUUUCCUGUAUUCUGAAAUAAUUAAAUUACUUUCACUUCCUGGCAAAUUCUGGCGUACCAGUAUUUCAAGGAGAAGUCCACUUCCAGAACAACAAUUUACAGAUAAUGUACUCACCCUCUUGUCAUCCAAGAUGUUCAUGUGUUUCUUUCUUCAGUCGUAAAGAAAUUGUGUUUUUUGAGGAAAACAUUUCGGGAUUUUUCUCCAUAUAAUGGACUGAUAUGGUGCCCUGAUUUUGAACUUCCAAAAUGCAGUUUAAAUGCGGCUUCAAACGAUCCGAAAUGUGGUUGUAAAUGAUCCCAGCUGAGGAAAAGGGUCUUAUCUAGCGAAACGAUCGGUUAUUUUCAUUAAAAUAAUACAAUUUAUAUACUUUUUAAUGUCAAAUGCUCGUCUUGUCUUACUCUUCCUGACCUCAUCUUAUCAAAAUCAUCUUAUAUCAAAUUUUUUCUUUUUUUUUUUGUUAAGGAUAUUUGAUCUUCUUUGCAUGUUCACUUCUUUGCAUGUUCACUUCUGCAGCGAUGUAGGAUGAUUUUGAAAUGAUUUUUGAGUUUCUCGACAACCCUAACUGUCUUGAGGCAGAAUACACAGAGUUCAAGGAGAGUAAGACAAGACCAGUGUUUGAUAUGAAAAAGUAUUUAAAUUGUAUUAUUUUAAUGAAAAUAACCGAUCAUUUCAC
Messenger RNA from Labeo rohita (rohu), 4605 nucleotides. It is a transcript of the gene vps39, whose product is annotated as VPS39 subunit of HOPS complex. The coding region runs from base 537 to 3170 and encodes 877 amino acids. Lineage: Eukaryota; Metazoa; Chordata; Actinopteri; Cypriniformes; Cyprinidae. Gene Ontology annotation, cellular component: cytoplasm; membrane. The transcript has 24 exons. Gene Ontology annotation, molecular function: protein binding. Gene Ontology annotation, biological process: intracellular protein transport; endosomal vesicle fusion; vesicle-mediated transport. The record is from RefSeq and is a predicted model, not a curated record.